UCCACCGCGCGAUACAGCUCUCCCCACAGACUGGCUCCCCAAUCCGGCUCUGGCGGAGACUUCUGUUGGACGUCAGGAGAGCCACUAACCGGCGGAGCGUGGUUUGGGCGGGACCAGCCCUGGUGUUGCCAGUCACGUCUGAUAGCCAGACACACGUCUGGGUGGACGGUGGAACCAUGGACGGGGUAGCAGGCUCGCCAUGGUGGUGCAGCGUGUCUAGCAGGUGUCUUUGUCUGGCGCUCUUCUGGGUUGUGUCGGUGACGUCAUUGCCUGUUACAAGUGUCACAUCACCUGGAAUGAACCUAAAAAGUGUGACGUCACCAGUCUUAAGCAGCAAAAACCGAUUGGAUACCUGGUUAUCAGAUGAGAUAUUUUAUGACCUUGAACUAACAAGUGAGCAGCCUCAGGCAGACGACGGCGGACAUGUUGGAAAUACUGUUUGUCCGCCGGUGUCUACAAGUUUACCAGUGGGUUCGUGUGAGUCUAAGAUUUGCCGGUCUGACAAGAACUGCUCCAAAAUUUGCCGGUCUGACAAGAACUGCUCCAAAAUUUGCCGGUCUGACAAAAACUGCUCCAGGGUUUGCCGGUCUGACUGCUACAGCAAGAUGCUGACGUGCUGCAACACCGGUUGUGUCUACACGUGUUUGCCUGACGACAAGCCCGCGCCAUAUUUUGAUUGGAUUAAAGUGCCAAUUAGAAGGUUAGAUAAUGGUCAAUCAUGGUUAGUUCCAGGUCCAAACAAUAUAGUAAACAUUGAGCUGUGUAGUACCACACCCUCCGAGGAUGACUCCGACCCACUAGUCUGUCCACAUGGCCAUCUGUGUAGUAUUGAUGAUGAAGGGAACCCUGAACAGGGAAUACCAAACAAAGGGCAUUGUGUUCUAGUGGAGGAUCCUUCAGCUCAAUCAGUACAACUUACAGCAGACCAACAAAGUCAGAUUCUGCAAACAAAUCACCAAGGUCCAUUAGAAGAUACAGUGCUACAUCAUGCUUGCAAUGUAGGUGAUGGACAGUUACUGAUUUCUGGACAUCAGUUGGUCAUAAAUGGACAUAAUUGCAAAUGUCACGAAACAAAGCUGACUUGCACUACCUAACACUGUAACAGUACUGUUUCAACUGCUGAAAUUAUCAUUGAAAUUUAUCAUAAAUUACUUGUAGAUUGUUUUUAAAAGAUUUUUCUUGUUUGUUGUUUGAAAAUAAAAAGAUUAUGCUUUCAGUACAGCUCUUACAUAUCUUGAUCUACAUCCAGUAAUGUUGUAUCUGAUAUUUUACAUAAAAAUUAUCACAAUGAUUUAUUACGUCACAAAAAACUAUUUUCGAAAGAUGCUGAUUGGUGAAAAAAACAAGUCUUUUAUCAGUUGUCUGCUAGUUGCCAUGCAAUGUAUCACUUUUAAGACCUAUUUUGUUUUAAAUUUUAUUUACCAGCACAAUUUAAGUGAUUUCAUUUCUGGUUUUCCUAUAGGAAAAAAGCUAAUCAUGAACUACCUGCAAUCCAAAAGUUAUAAAUUAUAUCAAUUGAAAAACUUCUGAUGAUUUUUUUCAAACUAGUAUUGCUUAGUAAUGGAAAUAACACUUCAAAAGUGUAUAAUAGGUUAAAAGCUCCCAGUUUUCAUCAAAUUUAAAUUGUUUUAUAUUGUUCAAUACAUAAAUUAAACAUGUAAGUACCAUUGUAAUUGAACUGAGUUGUUUCAAAUGGGACCAGUAAUUAAUUUAAAAAC
Molecule: messenger RNA, 1718 nt
Organism: Physella acuta
Lineage: Eukaryota; Metazoa; Mollusca; Gastropoda; Physidae
Biological process (GO): regulation of cell growth
Source: RefSeq, a predicted model, not a curated record